This is a messenger RNA of Balearica regulorum gibbericeps (East African grey crowned-crane), 620 nucleotides long. The record is from RefSeq and is a predicted model, not a curated record. NCBI's taxonomy places the organism in Eukaryota, Metazoa, Chordata, Aves, Gruiformes, Gruidae.
AGUUGCUCAGGGUGAUGAGGACGAUCGAUGACAGAAUUGUCCACGAAUUAAACACUACGAUUCCAACAGCUUCCUUUGUGGGGAAAAUUGAUGCCGGCCAGACGUGUAAAGAGCUGUACCAGUCUUUGAUGGAUGCUCACACCAGCAGAGAGAGAAUCAUCAAAAACUGCAUCGCUCAGACUUCCAGUGUCGUGAAAACUCUCCGAGAAGAGAGGGAACAGGCCCAGGAUGAUGUAGCAUUAUUAAAGCAACUCAGGAAAGAGCAGACAAAGUUGAAAUUGAUGCAGUCGGAGCUGAAUGUCGAAGAAGUGGUAAACGACAGAAGCUGGAAGGUAUUUAAUGAGCGUUGCCGAAUUCACUACAAGCCUCCGAAGAGUCAAUGAUGUGGGGUAUUGUCCAUCAAGGUGGUCCAUAACCAUGAGAGCCAAACUGGAAAGAGACCUUGGGUGAGCUGUAUUGGGACCCUCCAGAACCAGUAGAACCCAAUCUCGUUUUGUUUUGGACCUACUUAGCUGAAAUUUCAAGGUUGAAAUGAUUCUCCUGUAAUUAAGAGAAAACAGCUCAUCUUUUGUACAAAAUAUGUGAACAAAUGAGUUUUAUAGUAUUAAAAUAAUUUUCAA